This is a messenger RNA of Solanum pennellii, 1945 nucleotides long. RefSeq names its product apolipoprotein A-I. The record is from RefSeq and is a predicted model, not a curated record. The coding region runs from base 181 to 1518 and encodes 445 amino acids. Lineage: Eukaryota; Viridiplantae; Streptophyta; Magnoliopsida; Solanales; Solanaceae. The transcript has 14 exons.
CCUUUGAUAAAUUUUGCAUUUUUACGCCACCCAAGACUCUUUCUUGGAAAAUCCGAAAACAAAAAUAUAAUAAAAUACCAAAGAAAACGUAUUGACUAUAUAGUUUUGCAGUAGAAAAAAGCCCCAUUAUCAUCAAACAUCACCAGAGCCUUAAUUUUUUCUCUGGCUUUGGGUUCAGACAUGGCAUCUUGGUGGAAGUUCUUAUUCAUAUCCUUUGUUUUUCUCGCUGUAGUUGCUCCUAAAGUCAAAGCAGAUUCUGGGUCGGUGUUGGAUGAUGAAGUUGAAGUGGUUAGAUCGGAUGUUCCUACUUCUCAGGAAUUGGAGCAUCUGAAGUCCAAGAUCCAAUCUUUAGAAUCAAACAUUGAGGAGACUGCGCGAGCACUGAAAGGAAAGGAUGAGGCGAUUGCAGACAAAGAGAACAUAAUAAAAGAAAAGUCAGAGAGGAUUAAGUCAUUGUCAUCUGAAUUGGCCUCUCUACAGAAAAAGGGAACGCUAGAUUCUGAGGAGCAAGUUGGAAAGGCUCGUGCACAAGCUGAUCAGCUUGAAAAGCAGGUUGAGAGAUUAAAAGAGGAAGUUGAAAUGAAAAAUAAGGUGAAAAGAGACUUCGAAGCGCAUAUAGGUGAAACAGAGAAAAGAGUGUCGGAGUUAAAUUUGAAGGUCGAAAAGCUCGAAAAGACAGUUGAGAAACAGAAGGAGAAACUGAAAAAAACUGAACGAGCUCUUAAACUUGCUGAGGAGGAAAUGAUUAGAGCAAGGCUUGAAGCCACAUCGAAGAUGAAGGAGCUCAUGGAGGUGCAUGGGGCAUGGCUUCCACGUUGGCUUGAAGUUCAUAUGACUCACUACAAGUCUCUUCUGGAGAAGCAUUGGGAGGAGCACGGAAAACCUGCUAUGAACACAAUGAUACAGAAGGCAGUUGAGAAGAAGGCUCAAGCUGAGGUAUGGGCUGCGCCACAUAUAGAAACAGUCAAAACAAAAUGGAUGCCUGCUGUGAAGGAACAAUGGGUGGUAAUGACCAGUAACCUCAAGCCACAAAUGGAAUUGGUGAGGACCAAAGGAUUUGAGAUCUAUGAGACAUCUAAAAGCGCUGUAACUCCACAUAUUGUCAAGGUUCAGGAGCUAGCAGAACCUCACUUUCAGGAACUUAAGAAAUUUAGCAAGCCAUACAUCGAUCAAGUUGCCACUGCUACAAAACCUCAUGUUGAAAAAGUUCGUAUUGCUGUAAAGCCAUAUAGAGAUGUGGCAGUUCAUCAUUAUGGGAAGUUCCUGGAGUCUGCAACAAUAUACCAUAAUCAGCUGCAAGGUACAGUAGAUGAAACACUGAAGAAACAUGAGCUUACAAGACCUCUUGCAACAAAGGAGUUCGUCUGGUUUGCUGCUUCAGCAGUGUUGGCUUUGCCCGUUAUAAUUCUGUUCAAACUUUUGUCUGGCAUUUUCUGUAAAAAGGCGAAGAAACCUACUCGACAUGGUCAUUCACACCAUUCACGCCGUAAGUCCAAGAGGGCGCACACAGACAAGUAGGGGGAGGUAGUACAGUGCUUUCAUCAGAAAUCAAGUAUUCACAUUUUGCAGAUGGGUCAUGUCAUUGUUUCACCGGGCGCUUGGAGUAUCAGUCAGAUCUGCAGAUUCUUUUUGUUUUCCAAGUUCUGCAUAGAUUUUCCAUAUGUGCAUAAAGCAUGAAUGGUGAGGGUAGUGGGUGUGAGAAAUUUACUUGUGUACUAUUACUGUUAUGUUGCUUUGGAUAGGGUUGGUGUUUUGUGGUCUUUCCACUACUCGCUGUCAGGUUACAAUGUUUGCGACACUGUAUUUUAGUUGUGUAUUACAUAUCAAAGUAGCUGUAUCAAGAUCUCCUCAGUCAUAUUUGAUCAUAGGUGUAACGAUGGAGGAAAAAUUAUUCGAAAACUUAAACGGAGGAUAAAUAUAAACAGUUCACCGGAGUGCACAGGUA